AUGCCGAAACCAAAAGCUGCCAAAGCACCACCGCCACCAAAAGCACCCACGCAACAGUCAAAACCCCCAUCAUGGCCACAGUUUAAACCUCCCUUGCCUGUGGUCGACCUCGAGCUCGUUCCAAACCCAUCGACAUCAAAAAUCAUCACCAUUUCAUCCUUUUUUCCUCGCUCUCUGUGUCGAGACUACGUUAGCUUCCUCUCGUCACUGCCUCUCGUCACGACACCUGGGAAACCCAAGCGUGGCGAGGCCGUCCGUGUAAAUGACCGUUUCCAGGUAGACGAUGCGGUGUUUGCGAAAAUCUUGUGGGAAAAGACAGGGCUAAAAGAAGUACUUACCAGUGAAGAGUACACCGAGACGUGGGGAGGUGUACCGAUUGGUCUGAAUCCAAAUAUUCGCAUCUAUAGAUAUUCCAAAGGUCAAUAUUUUGACUGUCACUAUGACGACUACAACGACGUAAACCUUAACAUUGACGGCAGUCUUGUGGCAGCACGCACAACAUGGACCUUGCUUCUCUAUUUAACGUCUUCUGCAGAGGGUUGCAUUGGUGGAGAGACGGUAUUCUAUCCUCAUGAUAGACAAUCUGCCAAAGAAGAAAUUGCAGUUGCACUGGAGACCGGCACGCUGCUUCUGCACAAGCACGGUGACGACUGCCUGCUGCAUGAGGGACGAGAAGUGAAGCAAGGAGAAAAAUGGGUUCUCCGAACAGACCUCUGCAUCCGUCGAUAA
This is a messenger RNA of [Torrubiella] hemipterigena, 729 nucleotides long. Lineage: Eukaryota; Fungi; Ascomycota; Sordariomycetes; Hypocreales; Clavicipitaceae. The record is from the annotation of a GenBank genome assembly.